This is a messenger RNA of Lachnellula hyalina, 843 nucleotides long. Its product is annotated as putative oxidoreductase. Bases 1 to 843 code for a protein of 280 amino acids. The transcript has 2 exons. NCBI's taxonomy places the organism in Eukaryota, Fungi, Ascomycota, Leotiomycetes, Helotiales, Lachnaceae. Gene Ontology annotation, molecular function: oxidoreductase activity. The record is from RefSeq and is a predicted model, not a curated record.
AUGCCUCGCGUUUUCUUCAUCACUGGAACUUCCACGGGUUUUGGUAACCACCUCGUACAAGAAGUCAUCGAUAAGGGAGAUAUUGUUGUUGCUACCGCUCGCAAGCCUGAACUGCUAAGCUUCAAGAACACUACCGACAAGAACUUCCUCGCUGUCAAGCUUGAUGUCACAAAAAAGUCCGACAUCGAUGCCGCAUUUAAGGCUGUUAUCGAUAAAUUCAAGCGGGUGGACGUAGUGGUCAACAAUGCCGGAUAUGGUCUUUCAGGACCAUUCGAAGAGCUUGCCGACGACCAGAUCCGGACUCAAAUGGAAGUCAACUUCUUUGGCCUGAUCGAUGUCACUCGAAAAGCGAUGGAAACGAUGCGUGAACAGAAACCAUCUGGAGGUCUCAUCCAACAAGUAACUUCGAUCGGUGGCCAAAGGGGUUCCCCACUUUUCAGCAUCUACUGUGCCAGCAAAUGGGCAGUCGAAGGGUUCACCGAAGCUAUCAGUCAAGAAGUCAAGCCCGAAUGGGGUAUCAAGUUUACCUGCAUCGAACCAGGUGGAUUCCGAACUGAUUGGGCUGGACGAUCGAUGACUUUCCCCGAGAAGAAGCAUCCCGCCUACAACCAUUUGGAUGCGAAAGAACUGAUGGCCAAGAGGAAUGGUACUCAGGCUGGUGACCCACCCAAGGGAGCCAAGGCUAUGUACGAGCUGGCUAUCAUGAAGGACCCGCCGUUGAGAGUCGUUAUCGGUUCGGAUGCAUACACGGGUAUUAUGAACAAGAUCAAGACCUAUAGCGAGAAUUAUAAGAAGUAUGAGAAUAUUUCAAAUAGCACAGAUGUUGAUGGGUAUGAAGGAUGA